Peromyscus californicus insignis is the source of this 948-nucleotide messenger RNA. RefSeq names its product olfactory receptor 4P4-like. The record is from RefSeq and is a predicted model, not a curated record. Gene Ontology annotation, biological process: G protein-coupled receptor signaling pathway. NCBI's taxonomy places the organism in Eukaryota, Metazoa, Chordata, Mammalia, Rodentia, Cricetidae. Gene Ontology annotation, molecular function: olfactory receptor activity; G protein-coupled receptor activity. Gene Ontology annotation, cellular component: membrane.
AUGGAAAACACCAAUAACAUCACUGAAUUUAUACUGUUAGGACUUUCCCAGAACAAGAAAAUUAAAAUUCUUUGUUUUCUGCUGUUCUUGUUUUGCUACAUAGCUAUUUUGGGGGGAAACAUAUUCAUAAUGAUUUCUAUCACACUCAGCCGGCUAAAUGAACAACCAAUGUAUUUCUUCCUUAAUUACCUUGCUUUGUCAGACCUGUGCUAUACCUCCACAGUGACUCCCAAGCUUCUCACUGGUCUUCUCAUAGAACGGAACAUGAUUUCUUAUACCAGCUGCAUGGCUCAACUUUUUACCAUGCACUUCUUUGGAGGAAUUGAGAUCCUCAUCCUCACAGUGAUGGCCUAUGAUCGCUAUGUGGCCAUCUGCAAGCCCCUGCACUACACCGUCAUCAUGAGCAGGGCGAGAUGCCAUGCCAUGGUCGCGGCUUGUUGUGCUGGUGCUUUUAUACAUUCUUUCUUCCAGAGCCUCCUGGCUAUCAGCCUUCCUUUCUGUGGCCCCAAUGAGAUGGAUCACUAUUUCUGUGAUAUUUAUCCUUUGCUGUCACUUGCCUGCAUCAGGACGUACAGAGUCGGACUUGUGGUGGUUGCCAAUUCAGGCAUGAUGGGACUGGUGACCUUUGUAGUCCUGAUAUGGUCUUACUCUUUCAUAUUAUACACCCUCAGGGCUUACCCAGCAGAGAGCCGCAGCAAAGCUCUUUCUACAUGCAGUUCCCAUGUCACUGUCGUCAUUUUGUUCUUUGUGCCUGUGCUUUUCAUAUACAUUAGACCAGCUGUCUCUUAUCCAGAAGAUAAAGUGUUUGCUCUUUUCUACACCAUCAUAGCUCCCAUGUUCAACCCUCUGAUCUACACGCUGAGAAACAUGGAGAUGAAGAAUGCCCUCAGGAAAGUUUGGUGUCAGAAACCUUUGUAUUGGAAAGAUAAUCAUGACAUUCACUGCUAA